CAUCCCAGGCUCUUCUCCUACGUGGCGGAGGAGCGGCUCUUCUCCCGCCCCACCUUCUCCCGCUUCCUGGCCCUGCUGGACAACUACGAGGAGGCCACGGGCCACCAGGAGACGGUGACGGCCCAGGAGAUGGAGGAGGAGGAGGCCUUCCUCGACGCCGUCUUCCAGACCCCUGUCAUGGCCACCCUCACCAGCUUCUUCCUCGACAAGGGGCUGUACCCCUCGGAGGAGACCUUCCGGGCUGACCUGAAGCAGAUGUGGUUUGGGCUCUACUCCCGCUCCGGGGGGAAGGCCCUGGAUUCCUCCGGCUUCGAGCACGUCUUCCGCGUUUCCCCAUCGGCGUUGACUCCAUCGGGCCCCCCCGUCCCUACAUCUGUCCCGCCGUCCGUCUGCUCCGCCAUCGCCAUCCGUCCGUCCGUCUGUCCCCCCGACGCACCCCCCCACCCCAACUCCCAUCCCUGA
Molecule: messenger RNA, 462 nt
Organism: Calidris pugnax (ruff)
Lineage: Eukaryota; Metazoa; Chordata; Aves; Charadriiformes; Scolopacidae
Product: poly(U)-specific endoribonuclease-C-like
Exons: 3
Molecular function (GO): RNA endonuclease activity
Source: RefSeq, a predicted model, not a curated record